CUUGUCCCGGAUAUUUACCUAACUCUACCUCUACCUGGCUCUUCCGACGCACCCCGUCCCGAGCGUUUCACAGCGGGCUAGUCUGGGGAAUAUGAUCCGUCUCUGAAGCGGGACGACUGAGAAACAGUGUCACACAGGCCGGCUUGGAUCCAUUAAUCGUUCACCUGGAAACCGACUCAAGACAAAUGUGUUAUGCCGUAUUUGGUGACCCAUCAGAUUGUGUGACCUGCAGUUUUGGAGGAAGUGCUCAGAUCCUUUACUGAAGUAAAAGUCCGCUCUCGGUGACGAGCUACGAGCAGGGUGUUUGUCUUGAGAGGGAGGCAGAGUUACCGUGGUAACAGACAUGCCAAAACCGGACCUGCUCUGCCUAGUUCAGCUGCUGGACGGCACUAUCGAGACCUUCAGAGUCAACAAGCAGGAUGAAGGCGUGGGCCUGUUGGACCUAGUAUGCGACCACCUGGGCCUGCAAGAGAGGCAGCUCUUCAGUCUGCAGAUCAGAGAAUCCAGCACAGCCAUCGCCUCAAUCACAGCCAACACACACUCUCCCCGAUGGUUGGAGCCGGAGAAACCCUUGAAGAAGCAGAUAAAAGGUCUUGCAUCUCCCUUUUAUCUGAACUUCAGAGUGCGGUUCUUUAUGACUGAUCCUAACUCUCUCCAGCAUGAACAAACAAGGCACCUGUACUUCCUCCAGAUCAGGAGUGACAUUAAAGAAGGACGGUUGCAGUGCCCGCUGAGUGCAGCUGUAGUGCUGGCCUCUUAUGCUGUGCAGUCUGAGCUGGGAGAUCACUGUCCGUCCCGACUCCCUGGUUACCUGUCAAAGUGCCACUUCAUCCCUGAGCAGGAUGAUGACUUCUUAUCUAAAGUGGAGGACCUGCAUCCACAGCACAAGGGUCUGAAGCAGAGCGAGGCAGAGCUGUGUUUCCUCAACACAGCACGGACGCUGGAGUUGUAUGGAGUGGAGCUGCACGCUGCCAUGGACACCAACAAUGCCCCUCUGAUGGUGGGUUUGGCAUCAAGUGGUGUUGCAAUAUUCUGUAAUAUGAUUUGUUCCAGUUUCUUCCCCUGGGGGAACAUCAUCAAGAUUUCAUUUAAGAGGAAACGCUUUCUUAUACAUCUGAAACGCAAACAUGGGGAGACCCAGGACUGUGUGGUGUCUCUUGCUCUUCCCUGCCCCAAGACCUGCAAGAACCUGUGGAGGUCCUGUGUGGAUCAUCACUCCUUUUUCAGCUUCAACCGUACUGCCAGGAGCCCCAAACACAACAACAGCACCGUCCAGUCCUACAGAAAGCUGAUAACACAACACCUUGGCCUGGGAAACAGUAAAACUGAAAGUGGUCCGGUGUGCCAGCGUGUGGUGGGAGGGAUGGUGUGGAACCCAGUCCUGCGGAGAUCACUUUCAUCAGAGCAUCUUGAGACUAAGAGUCUGCCCUCCAGAUCCCCCCCAACCACCCCCAACUGGCGAAGUCCGCGAGUUCGCCACGGUAUCCGCAAACCUCGCCCGUCCUCCAUGGAACUGACCAAUGAUCUGAAAGACAUGUCGGAGGGAGAGGACGUCUUCUACACAUACAGGGCCUCCGUCAGCAGCAGCAAGGACAGCGAGGGAGACACUUCACCACAUCACCUCUCUGGCACUUACAGCCAAGGACCAGAUGAAGUUUUGUUACAAGCUGAUGACAGUAUAGGAGAGGAUGAUGUUGACAACAACUCACUCUACAACAAGGGUGCUCCCGGCGACGGUGACCUGUUACUAAUACGCAUUGCCCCUGAUCAUGAGGGCAAGUUUGGCUUCAAUGUUAAAGGCGGGGUGGACCAGAAGAUGCCUCUAGCUAUAUCCCAUGUUAAACCCGACUCUCCAGCAGGUCGAUGUGAACCGAAACUCCUGGAGGGAGACCUGGUGGUGCUCAUCAAUGGUCGAGACAUUUCUGAACACACACAUGACCAGGUUGUCAUGUUCAUUCGGGCCAGCAGAGAGUCACACUCCAGAGAGUUGGCGCUGCUUAUCAAACGUAAAGGUCCUGGCCGGGUGGCACCCCUGCUGCAGUUACCUCCCGCCCUCACACUCACCAGCCAAUCACAGGGAGACAAGCCGCAGUCACCCGGCCAUUCAGAGCGGGUCACGACACUGGAGGAAUCAAUGAGACAGCUGGAGAGAGGAAUACAAUCUGGCACACUAUGUUUCCACUUUGAGAAUUUAUACAGGAGGAAGCCCGGCCUCACGUACAGCUGCGCUCGGCUCCCUGAGAACAUGGACAUGAAUCGAUAUAAAGAUGUUUUACCUUAUGAUGCUACCAGAGUGGUGCUCCAGGGCCAGGAGGACUACAUCAAUGCCAGCCACAUCACGGUGGCGCCCCCAGUGUCUGGUGUGUGUUUACGUUAUAUUGCAGCUCAGGGUCCAUUGCCGCAGACCUGCACUCACUUUUGGCAGACUGUUUGGGAGCAACAGUCACACACCAUCAUCAUGCUUACAACUCUGACAGAGAGGGGACGGACCAAGUGCCACCAGUACUGGCCGCAUCCACCGGAAGUGAAGGAUUACGGGCACAUGCGGGUGAAGUGCCACUCGGAGGAGUGUAACCUGGCGUAUGUGACACGGCAGUUCACUCUGACACACACGCAGCUUGGUGAGGAACGUGCAGUCACACACCUGCAGUAUGUCGCAUGGCCGGACCACGGUGUACCCGAUGACCCUUCAGACUUCCUGUUGUUCAUCAGCUCAGUCAGGGAGAGAAGGAGAGGUGAAGAGCCACUAAUGGUACACUGCAGCGCUGGGAUUGGACGGACAGGUGUUCUGAUCACCAUGGAAACGGCUCUGACUCUGUUGGAUCAGGGUCGGCCGGUGUUCCCACUGGACAUUGUCAAAACACUGAGAGAUCAGCGAGCCAUGAUGGUUCAGACCACGUGUCAGUUCCAGUUUGUGUGUGAAGCCAUUCUGCGAGUCCACAAAGAGAAACAGGAGGGAUCUACAGCGCCGUAGUCUAUAUGAGUAACAGAACCAGAGCAGACACACUUAACUGCUUCAGCCUCAUCUCAUAGAAAGUGACUUCCACAGAGGGACCAACAGUGCUAGAAGAGAUUAACCUCUGUCAUGCCUACAGGGCUGGUACACAGACUGGAUAUUGAGAGUGUAACUAGCGUCAGAGCACAGCUGUCUGUGAUCUGUGUAGGCAAACUAUAAUGUGAGCAUAUGAAUCUUACACAUAGUCUGCCUUAGUUAUUGCUGAUCGUGCAUUAAGCUUGCACGGCUGCAGGCUGCAGUCUCCGUAUAUUUAUACAAAUUUGAUGUGAGCUGCUAAUUUCUGUCCAAGUGGCCACUCAGGAAUGAUGCCUCUACUUCUUAAACUAUGUGUGCCUCAGACUGACUCCUCCCAGAUCGAACAGGGCAGCAGAGGCAGACCAGGAUCGUUAUAAUCUGUAGUUUAUCUGUGUGUCCCAAGACGAAGAGCAUGGCAGGCUUUAGAUCGAGACAGCAGAUACUGUUUGAGGUCAGUGUGGCGCAGCACUGCACACGGACCACCAGAGGAGCACCCAACCUACUUUUCAUCACUCUUAAAUUAUUAAGACACUAAAUAAACACACUGAUUUCUACUUAUGUGUCAGCUUUCUCCUUUCUUUCUUAUAUAGAAUAUGAUAUUAGAUAAUUAAAGGAGGAAAUGUGUCUUUAUAUUGGCACAU
Messenger RNA from Scomber scombrus (Atlantic mackerel), 3672 nucleotides. RefSeq names its product protein tyrosine phosphatase non-receptor type 3 (gene ptpn3). Gene Ontology annotation, biological process: protein dephosphorylation. The transcript is spliced from 28 exons. The record is from RefSeq and is a predicted model, not a curated record. The coding region runs from base 344 to 2974 and encodes 876 amino acids. Lineage: Eukaryota; Metazoa; Chordata; Actinopteri; Scombriformes; Scombridae. Gene Ontology annotation, cellular component: cytoplasmic side of plasma membrane; cytoskeleton; cytoplasm. Gene Ontology annotation, molecular function: protein binding; protein tyrosine phosphatase activity.